CAUGCCACAUUCACUCCUGCUGCACAGGUUGUGAAGGAGGGAGGAAAAAAAGGUUCAGAGAGAAGAGGAGAGGUCGAGGAGAAUGUUAGGAACUCAAACUUGGUUUUGUUUUUAUUAAAACAUAAUAAUAAUAAGAGGGAGUGAAGCAGGACAAUUAAGUUAGUCUCCUGGAGUGGGACUACCCAGUUGUGGGUAGUGAUCAACUUUAGUGACCCCCUUCUUUGCCCAGAACCCCCGGAUCCAGAGCCAUGGAGCCCUCUUUUUCAACCGAGGUCGAUGGAGAGCACAAGGAGAGAAAGAAGAUCCACUUUGCAGUCCCGGCCUCUGCGUCCACCAGCCUGGACCCUCGGCAGGUGGAGAUGAUCCGGCGUCGGAGGCCAACACCUGCAACACUCUUUAGAGUAGCCGAUCAACCGUCAUCUGAGGAUGACCAGUCAAGUCAUCAGGUAAAGUGGGUCGUAGGCGAGAACGGGAUACUCAAACCAAAACGUGUCAGUACAAACAUGUAUAUGCCUCCAUCACUCAAAGCUGUACAGAAGAUGGCUGAAGCACACAUGCAGAACCUAGGUGUCCACCCUCCUUUGGAAGACCCUUGUGAAGGGGAGGAGUAUGAGGACCAGUGGCAGAGGAAGGAGGGAGAGGACACAUCUCCCACCAAAGCUGUUGAUCACCAACCAACAUCCACCACUGAGCAGUCAGUCAAGUUUUCCAGUGUGAGGGAGAAGAAGGUCCACAUGGCAGAAGCAGAAGAAGAAGAAGAGGAGAAGGAAGAGGAGGAGGAGAAGAAGGGCACAACUGUAGAAAUGACGGAGGAGAACAGUCGGGGGAGUAACUAAGAGAGUUAGUCGGGCAAACAUCUGGAGGGAAGAUCAGGAAAAUAAGUUUCAGGUCUCAGAUAAAGAAUGUGCUGUUAAUUUAUGAAUGUCUUACACCUGAACGCAUAAGUGAGGGAGAGACCUGCAUCAAAUAAAUAAAAAUAAAUCAACAAAGUUCCAAGGAUAGUAUGCUUCCAUUAAAGUCAAAGUGAGUUAAGCCAGUAAGCUGGAACUCCUCUCAGAAGAGUUCCAGAGAGGACAAGGAGUCAGAAGGAGACGCAGAUGAAUCUGUCAGUGAGAUGAGGAGGUGAGGAAUGAUCCUCAGAACAGUUUGGCCCUAAUAACGAGGGGGCAAAGGUCAAAAUGAACAAAUACCCUUUAAAACAAAGCCUCCUUUAACCUGACUCCUUCACCACAAAAAGCUUCUUUAUACAGGAUGAUAAUAAUAAUAAUAAUAAUUAUCUCCUCGAUCACAAAUGACCCGUUGAAAAGCACUCGAAUGACUUUGUACAGUAUGUUGAGGGACCGGGUUGGAUUUUGAGAUGACGACCUGCAGCACAUUCAUGCUCAAUGCUUCUUCUUUGUUUGAAUGCAUUUCCUGCCAUCUUGUGGUUGAAAGGCAGCAUAGCAAGUUUAAAAAUCUUUUUGCACUCACUCUUCACCCCUGAAAGGUUUGAGCACAUUUUAGAAACUGCUGCAUGAUUUUCUGUCCAUUUGCAUUGAACCUGUGUUUAGUCGGUUUGGAGUAGGGUAGUAUGUACUGGACUGCAAGAUUUAAAAUUAGACACUGUUAAGAAAACACAUCUGUGUGGUAUUGCAUUUACAUUUCAUUGAUUUAUAUAAAAAAAUGUGUUAUUUAAAAACUUAAAGGGGUCAUAUUGUGGAAAUGGCUUUAAAAAAUAAAUUGACAAUCAAAUUUCAGCCACAUGUAAGAUAAAAACAGCACCUGCUCCUGAUUUCCAUCUUGCCUGCAAGAAGCUAGGAAAUGGCAGGAUAUGGUGUAGUAAAAAACAAAUUUGCUUUUUCUCUUGAGCUAAUGGAUCAAAGUUAACACAAGUUUGUUCUGUUUAUCCUUGUUAUAUGCCCUUUUAAUCCAGAGAUUUAUAAAUUGAUAGCAUUUAUUGCUUUUGAAUUAUCAUGUUUUUAAUCUGGAGACAGAUUAAUAACAUGAUAACAUUAAUCUGAUCUU
Thalassophryne amazonica is the source of this 2004-nucleotide messenger RNA. It is a transcript of the gene ppp1r1b, whose product is annotated as protein phosphatase 1, regulatory (inhibitor) subunit 1B. The record is from RefSeq and is a predicted model, not a curated record. Gene Ontology annotation, molecular function: protein phosphatase inhibitor activity. The coding region runs from base 249 to 836 and encodes 195 amino acids. The transcript is spliced from 5 exons. Gene Ontology annotation, biological process: intracellular signal transduction. NCBI's taxonomy places the organism in Eukaryota, Metazoa, Chordata, Actinopteri, Batrachoidiformes, Batrachoididae. Gene Ontology annotation, cellular component: cytoplasm.